Messenger RNA from Lasiodiplodia theobromae, 675 nucleotides. RefSeq names its product Myb family transcription factor. NCBI's taxonomy places the organism in Eukaryota, Fungi, Ascomycota, Dothideomycetes, Botryosphaeriales, Botryosphaeriaceae. The transcript has 2 exons. The record is from RefSeq and is a predicted model, not a curated record. Bases 1 to 675 code for a protein of 224 amino acids.
AUGCCGAAAGAACUCAGAGCCCAGUCUCAUCCUCACCGGGUCCAGCCAGUCCCCCUCCCCACGCAGGAAUCCAGCAAGGGAGCCCGGGGGGCUGCGCAAUGGCCGCCUUCGGACGACGAGCGCCUCAUGGAGGCACGUAAAGCAGGCCUCAGCUGGAAGCCCAUUGCGGCAAAGUACUUCCCGUAUAAGACACACAACGCAUGCCGCAAGCGCCACGAACGCCUCAUGGAGCAGCAAAACGCCCGGGAUCUGGACGGCGUCAAGCUCGAGGUGCUGGCGCGCGAAUACAUGAACGUUAGGAGGGAGAUGUGGAGCAUUCUGGCCGAGCGCGUGGGCGAGAAGUGGGCUACUGUCGAAGCCAAGUGCAUGGAACGCGGGCUCAAGAACCUCCAGGCAGCGCACCGGGCCGGACAGCGCAAGGAGCGGGCCAAUCAAGAGGGCGAUGGCGGACGAGGUAACUACUACGAAGGCGACAGCGGCAUCGGAUACUCGGAUGCUGAGAACGAGGUAGAGGACUACUCGUCGUCGCUCGAGGCUGGCCCCAGCCAGGGCGGAGCGGACCAUCAACAGCCACAACCCAGCCCGACUACCGGCUUCCAACCAAAUCAGAGGGGCGGGCCGUCGAUCCAGUCGAUGCUCUCGCCCGAGCCGCACCCAGGCCACCACGCGAGCUGA